UUAACACUACGUUUUAGUCGACGGUCUAAAAUGGAACAAUUCAGUUUCAAAGAACGGAUUAUAUUUGCAUUAGUGUUAUGUUUUGUCGAAACUGUGAGUGGGCAAUCAUUCCCCUGUGUCCUUAGGGAAACGAAAUAUGGCAGCGUCUGCGUAUGCAAUGCAACCUAUUGUGAUUAUUUGGAAGAUCCAACACCAGUAGACGAUCAUGAAUUCGUGGUAGUCUCAUCCUCAAAGGCUGGUCUUCGUUUCGACACAACACAUGGACUUUUCAAUUUGUUCAAGAAACAUUUCAUAUUCGAUUAUGAUAUGCGUGUAUCACAAGCGCAAAAACAGCCAGAAUUCAGUUCUGAUCGUGUGAAUGAUAAGCGUUAUGUACAUUUGGAGAUAAAUCGUGAAAAACACUUUCAAAAAAUCACCGGUUUUGGUGGCUCACAUACGGGCGCCGUAACAUAUCUUACAGACCAACUGCCGCCAACUUUACAAGAUCAUUUAUAUGAAUCUUUCUAUGCUGAACGUGGCAUUGGCUUCAAUUUGAUGCGCAUACCUCUUGGUGGUUGCGAUUUUGAUUUAAGCCCUUGGGCUUACAAUGAAUAUCCUGAAAAUGAUGCCGAACUUACUAAUUUUACUAUAGAUGCUAGAGAUGAGUUACGUGUUGCUCAGAUUAGACGUUUAAUAGAAGUUUCAAAAGUAAAAAAUUUACGCAUCAAAGGUGCAGCCUGGAGUUCACCACGUUGGAUGAAAUCAAAUAAUGCAUGGACUGGUUUUAGCCACCUGAAAAAGGAAUACUAUGAGACUUGGGUAAAUUAUCAUAUUAAAUGGAUUGAAAUGAUGGAGGAACAGGGCUUACCUAUUUGGGCUAUAUCAACUGGCAACGAACCAAUGAAUGGUGUUUUCUUUAUGUAUUUCGUCAGAUUCAUGAGUUUGGGAUGGACACCAAAAAAUCAGGCAAUAUGGUUAAACGACUAUCUGGGUCCAGCAAUACGUAAUUCCAAGUAUAAGGAUUUAGUUUUAUUUGGUAAUGAUGAUCAGCGUUAUACCUAUCCGUACUGGUUCAAAAUGAUGAAUUCUACGCGUGAAAAUAGUCUCGAUUAUCUUGAUGGGCUUGCUGUGCAUUGGUACUGGGAUGAAAUGGUUGGACCAAGUCUAAUGGAUGAUGCUCUCAAGAUGAUGCCUGAUAAAAUUUUACUAACUACCGAAUCUUGCAUUGGUGACAAACCAUGGCAAAAAGCAGCACCACUCUUAGGAUCAUGGUAUCGUGGAGAAAAAUAUGCACGUGCAUAUUUGCAGGACUUACAACAUGGUUUUAAUGGUUGGAUUGAUUGGAAUAUAAUAUUAGACGAAGCAGGUGGACCUAAUUAUGUUAACAAUACUGUUGAUGCCCCUGUUAUAGCCAAUACUACAGAUUUUCAGGAAUUUUAUAAACAACCCAUGUUUUAUACCAUUGGACAUUUCUCCAAGUUUAUUCCAGAAGGUUCUAUACGUAUAGAAUCAAAACGUAGUAAUGUUAAUGUUGACGAAAUAGCAUUUUUGAGACCCGAUGGUACUGUUUGUGUUGUCAUUUUUAAUAGUGGCAAAGCAAAUGUCGAAGUCAGUGUUGUUGAUAGCGAACAUGGUAGUAUUGUGCUGGACUUACCUCCAAAAUCCAUACAUACUCUACUUUAUACGUAGUGGUAUUUAGUAUUUAAUGUGUUAUACUG
This is a messenger RNA of Teleopsis dalmanni, 1697 nucleotides long. Its product is annotated as lysosomal acid glucosylceramidase-like. Lineage: Eukaryota; Metazoa; Arthropoda; Insecta; Diptera; Diopsidae. Gene Ontology annotation, biological process: glucosylceramide catabolic process. The transcript has 9 exons. The record is from RefSeq and is a predicted model, not a curated record. Gene Ontology annotation, molecular function: glucosylceramidase activity. Bases 31 to 1668 code for a protein of 545 amino acids.